UGGACUGAACUGAACUAACCAUAAGGAUAUAGUCAAAAUAUAGAGCAUCCUGAUGCUAAUAUACUUCACCCCCCUACCUAGUAGGAGUGUUGUAUGCAGCUGGGGAUCACAAAGCACACGACACACCUGCGAAGUUUAGCUGUUAAAGAUGAAUUCAACAUGCACACAGAUCUUGCUGAAAAGCACCUCAUCCAUGUCACUAGAUGAGCGCUUCACCAUGAUGAUGCAUAGUCAGAAGGUGCAAUUGGCUGACGUCAGGGACACUAUGCCCCAGAAGAUGACCGCUUCAGUGGAGAAUCGGCGCCUGGCUCAGCAAAUGGCCAAUCGUCCUUCAGUUCUGGCUGCUCUUCAGAACAAAUUGAGUGUGAAGCAACAUCAUUGUAAGGGCAGCGUCAAGGCAAGGCUCGGGAGGCCUAUGAUGAGGGGAGGCUUGCAUGAGACGUCCAGGUCUUGGGGAAGACCAAGAGGAAGAGGUGUACUGCUGAGGGGAGCUUUGUCACACAGAUUUACAAAUGGGAGCCUGAUACAACAACAGCAUGGAUCUUAUAUAAACAGAGGAGGACUGACCCAAAGUAGAGGAUUAAGAGGAGCUCUCAGAGGCAAAAGAGCAGGUAGAGCCAUGCUAUUUGUAGGCCGUGGCUCAGCUGGAAGAAGUGCUAGACCAGACUGUCGUACUCUUCCCACUCGAGAGGAGCUGGAUGCACAGCUGGAUGAAUACAUGUCCAUGACCAAGAGUCAACUGGAUGCUCAGCUGGAUGCAUACAUGGCAGAAGUUGACCCUGAAGACCUACUUUAAUGAAGCCCUUUAAUGAUUUUGUAGGUUAUUUUUGCAGUUUCUAUACGGUUUGAUAUUGUCAUGGUGACAUUGUUUGAGGAAACUACAGUGCAUUUUUCCUAAUUUCUACAUUUAAAGAAACUUGUUAUUGCAGCAUGCUUUGUACCAUGAAAAAAAAGAAUGGAAAACUGUUACUGAAGUGUUGUUGAAGCUUGUACAUGAGUCCUGUAGAAAGUUCAUAUACCAAUUAUUUUACUAUUGAUUUUUGGUUCUUACAUCUAUUCAUACAGAAAUUGAAAGAAUUUGGGUCAGUUUAGGCCACUCUAGUUAAAUUUUUUUUUGGUUGUAGUCUUGAUAAAAGUUUUGGACAAUUAAAACAAUAUUCUCUAUUAUAAUAUCUCAAUAUUCUCUAUUCAUAGCAGAUAGAGAAGAUGAAAGGCAGUACAAGUGUUCUAUAUACACACAAUCUGACAUGUUAAGGAUGACCCACCUAAGUAACUGAUCUGUUUGGGGCCAAAUGAUGGAGUCUAUCUGGUGCUGUGAAAAUCUUUAUUAAAAAAAAAUAAUUGUGUAUACCUGAUAACUCUGUAAUAUGUUGCUGCUUCAUAUAUUGCUUAAAUAUCCUCAAAUAUAUUCUGAGGCACUGUGUAUCCUGCAUCUACAGCAUUAGAACCAAGCACUUUGUCUAUGGUGACCAGCAUCUAUUGGGAUCAUUUGAGUUAGCUUGUUUUCCUUUGCUUUGUUUAUUUUGUAAUUAUUAUUUUUUUUUAUUGUACUGCAGCACAUCCACAAAACAACCAGGUUCUGCCUCGAAGUUGUUUACUUGAGAGUUGGUUUGUUUAUCACAUUUGAAAUGUAAUUCAAUCUCAUUAUAUCACUUGGUUCAUGCUAAACAUAAUGCUUAUGUUUCAAGUUGACUAUCAGUCAG
Molecule: messenger RNA, 1703 nt
Organism: Tachysurus vachellii
Lineage: Eukaryota; Metazoa; Chordata; Actinopteri; Siluriformes; Bagridae
Gene: chtopb
Product: chromatin target of PRMT1b
Exons: 6
Coding region: 149-796 (215 amino acids)
Source: RefSeq, a predicted model, not a curated record